Messenger RNA from Drosophila montana, 1220 nucleotides. Its product is annotated as trypsin iota-like. The record is from RefSeq and is a predicted model, not a curated record. Bases 15 to 1112 code for a protein of 365 amino acids. Gene Ontology annotation, biological process: proteolysis. The transcript has a single exon. Gene Ontology annotation, molecular function: serine-type endopeptidase activity. NCBI's taxonomy places the organism in Eukaryota, Metazoa, Arthropoda, Insecta, Diptera, Drosophilidae.
ACUUAGUGUGAAAAAUGUGUUUCAAGUGUGUUCUGCUGCUUUUGACAACCACUCUAGUGGCUGCCCACCUGGAGCCGGCUUUAAAUGGAUCCUUUACGAGCAAUCGCAUUAUUGGUGGCUCGAAUGAAGUCAUCGAGAACGCACCCUGGCAGAUCUCGCUGCAAUUUCUUGGGAGGCACGUCUGCGGGGGUUCCAUCUACAGCGAAGAAAUCAUUGUAACUGCUGCACAUUGUGUUUCAGGUAGGGCCCAUACGGAUUUAAGAGUCCGGGUUGGUUCUACUUACCAUAACUCGGGUGGCACUUUGGUCGGGGUAGCCAGAACUCUCAGUCAUGAACGCUUUAACCAACCACCAUAUGCAAAUGAUAUAGCCGUAAUACGCCUAAGUACGCCCCUCACUUUCGGAAGAAGCGUGCAGCCCAUUGCCCUGGCUAGGACAACUCCUGGCAGAAAAACUUCCGCAACAGUAACCGGUUGGGGAUUCCGUAAAAAGCUGCCCGUGUCACCAACGCAAUUGCAAAGCGUGAAACUUCGAAUUAUGAGCCACAAACUAUGCUGGAAAAUAAACUUUGGGAUAAUAACUAAUGAUAUGGUCUGCGCCUUUGAUUGGAAGAAAGGCGCUUGCAAUGGUGACUCUGGUGGUCCGCUAGUUGUCAAUAGAGAACUUGUGGGCGUUGUUUCUUUUGGAAAGUUUAUGUGCUUUGGUCCCACUGUUUUUGCCAAUGUGGCUGUGCAACACGAUUGGAUUUUAGAGGCGGUCAAAGUGAUUUCAAAACAAGAUUCAACCGCGAUACCUUCAACAAGGCCAACAACAACAGAGUCUUCUACAACAACUACUACGAAAGGGCCGUCAACUACUACUGCUACUACGAAAGAGCCUACUACUACUACUACUACUACUACUUCUACUACUACUACUACUACGGAAACACCUUCAACUACUCCUAAGACAGAACCUUUAACUAAAACUACUCCUAUGGCAACUCCAUUACCUACAGGCUUAUCUGUUACUACUGCUACAGAGGAUGUUACAGAAUCAUCUACUAUUACGACAACUUUAACAUCAUUAACAACAGAAACAACGACCGUCAAAGUUUCUCAUCAGGAAGAAUAGCACUAUUGGGAAUCAAAAUAUGAUGGACAUGUAUCUUACCGAAUAGAGCAAAAAUUUGAAAGAUAAUAUGUACAAAAUGAUAAAACAAAAAUAAACUAAUCACAUAUA